CCCCCUCUCAAAAUAUCUUCUUUUCUCUUCAGCAAGCAAUCAAUUCAUUCUCAAGAGCUAGUCUCCUUCCUUUCCUCCCUUUUUUCUUCGUUUUUUCACCUUUUUGUUUUUGUUUCCCGUACCCAAAGAGCUGUGCUCUGUAAUAUCAUACCAAAAUCUUUACAUUCUAAUCACUCUAUCAAGUUGCCGGUCAACUUUUUAUUAAUUUUUUAUUCACAAAUCUCCUAAUUCACACAAUCCGAAUUAUACCCCUAACGACUAGUCUCUUCUUGCUCAAAUCAGCCAAUUUCAGUACAUUGAAAAUUUCCCCUUUAGUAUUUUGCAUCAAGGAUCUCAAAAUGGCUGCUAUUCAAUUGUCAUUCUCUCUUCGUGUUUCUUCCAGUGUUAAGACCGUUCAUUUACUUGGUAGCUGGGAUAACUAUGCUGGUCAACUUCCACUCGCUAAGGACAAGACUUCUUCCAAAUCUGGUAGCUGGAAAGGUACUUUCAGAUUUCAAGGCACCACCCUUCAACCUGGUCAAAGAUAUUGGUAUUACUACAUCAUCGAUGGAUACCAUGUCUCUCACGACCCUGCCAUAUCAUCGACUACCGAGCCAACUACUGGUCGCGUCCUGAACAUUCUCGAUAUUCCAGUUGAAUCAUCUUCAAGAUCAUCCAAAUCCAGUUCAUCAAGCUCCAAGCAUUCUUCCAGUUCAUCAUCCAAACAUUCCUCACAUUCGUCCUCCCGCAGAGAGUCUCGCCGUGACUCUCACCUCAGCGUUGACAUCCCCAAAGGUCGACCCCUCUCCAUUUCUCAAAUCAAGUCUCCUAAACCCAUGUCUCCACACGCCACCAAGCACAUUCUCGAAGCCGACUACGCUGGCCCAACCGUCGACGAACUCACCGCACGUUUUGGUGUCGCCACUAUGGAAGAGUACGAUUACGAUUACGAUCUUCCAGGAUCACCAUCUUCGUCCGUCGGUUCUACCAUCUCCGACACCAGUGGUACCAGCUCGCCAUCUUCUGCUUCGAGUAUGAGCGAUUAUUCAUCAGGUUCCAACACAUCAGCCUGCACGUGUGAACGAUAUGGAAUUACGAGAAAGGGGGACAGAAUCAAGUUGGAUUGCGGAGGAUCUCGAUGUGGAUACAGCGAUUCCGAGUCAUGUAGCUCUGAAGAUGAGGUUGAGUACUCACGAUCAUCUCGCAGAAAUGGUAUCGUUGUCCGUCGAUGAAUGAACGCUUAAUGAUUUUCCUGGACUGGAAAUACCAACAAAACACCUGGACGCACACAUAGCGCCACGAAGAGAGAGUAGUGCCAUUUAGCCACUCUACGAAUCUUCAUCCUCUGUACACAUAUCACGUCAAGUCUGGUACUUGUCACGAUGUGUGUUUCACGGGAAGCCGAAUCCCCGGCGCAAAAACGAAACGAAUGAUUUAUUCACGACUUUCAUGUACAUUUUUUAAUGGAGUAUUGUUUACUCGGUCUGUUUUUUACCAAGGAAAAACCCGAAAAUCAAUUACUUUCUUUUACACACGACAAGUUUUCAUUGAACCCUUUUCAGUCCUUCCUCACUUUGGGGAAAGAAAAGAGAGGGUUACCACAUGAAGAGGAGGAAAAGGGGAAGACAAAAUUGCCAUAGGCCUAGGGAGAAGAGUGAUAGGCACAGGAUGACGAUAGACGCAUGCUCAUGAUGAAAUGAGAGAUGAUGGGUCUUUUUUUUUGGGGAAUGAAACUUGAUGGUCAUGAUUCAUGAUGAUGAGAAAUAUUGACAUGAGAGAUUGGAUGAUGAUUACGUGUCAGAUCAUGAUAACGAAGUGAUAGAUAGAUAGGAUAGAGGACAGUUGAAUCUAUUCCUUACCAAUU
Sclerotinia trifoliorum is the source of this 1843-nucleotide messenger RNA. Lineage: Eukaryota; Fungi; Ascomycota; Leotiomycetes; Helotiales; Sclerotiniaceae. The record is from the annotation of a GenBank genome assembly.